UAGUAUAUUAUGGUGUAAGGAAAUUGGUGCUGCGUAGUGCUGCUGCUCGUAGUGUUAUUGUGUAUUCCGAUCUGCGACAUUUAGACUGAAAACAAAGGAAUUAAAGGUCGUGCGAGAGAGAGUUCCAGCGUUAGGUGUGUGCGUGCACUGGGCAAGAUGAGCACGAUGUGAAAGGGUUUAAAGAUCGCCAAGUAUUGGAAGAAAACAGACUGCAAAGAUACCCGAGGAGUGCUGCUUCGGUGUUCUCUUGCCACGGAACGUGAAUUUCUUAUAACCAAAACGGAUAUUGACAGCCAAACGACGAUUUGAGUGUCUUAGGACACCCAACCAUCCACAAAGAUGGCUGAACCUGAUCCUGAGACGCUGCUAGAGUGGCUGAGCAGCGGCUUAGGGGAUGAACGGGACAUGCAGUUAAUUGCACUAGAACAACUAUGUAUGUUGUUAUUGAUGUCCGACAACGUAGAUAGAUGUUUUGAAAGUUGUCCACCCCGCACAUUUUUGCCAGCGCUUUGCAGAAUAUUCUUGGACGAACAGGCACCAGAAAAUGUCUUGGAAGUAACAGCUCGUGCAAUUACCUAUUAUUUGGACGUAUCAGCAGAAUGCACACGUCGCAUCGUAUCCAUCGACGGCGCUGUAAAAGCUAUUUGCAAUCGUCUCACCGUUUGCGAGCUUUCCUCAAGAACUAGCAAGGAUUUGGCCGAGCAAUGCGUAAAAGUAUUAGAACUGAUUUGCACUCGUGAAGCAGGUGCCGUUUUCGAAGCCAAUGGCCUCAGCAAUAUACUUCCUUUUAUCAGAGAUAAUGGAAAUCGUGUCCAUAAAGAUACUCUGCAUUCAUCCAUGGCGGUAGUUUCACGUCUUUGCACAAAAAUGGAACCAGCUGAUUCUCAGUUGCCCACCUGCGUACAGGCUUUGAGUACAUUAUUACGGCAUGAGGAUUCUCAUGUGGCAGAUGGAGCGCUCCGGUGUUUCGCAUCUGUUGCCGACAGGUUUACUAGACGUGGCGUGGAUCCAGAACCUUUAGCGCAGCACGGUCUUGUGAACGAACUUUUGAACCGCCUUUCAAAUGCAGCGGGUCCUUCCAUAGCAACUGGGAAUCAAGGAACUCCGGGCAAAGCAUCCUCCACUACAAAUGCUUCAGCUAGCAUACCAGAUCCAAAAGCAACAGCAGCUUCAGUUUCCACGAUAAUUAGUUUACUGUCAACUUUAUGUAGGGGAUCUCCUACUAUUACAUAUGAAUUAUUGCGUUCAGAGCUACCGGAUGCUAUUGAAAAGUCCUUAAAAGGAGACGAACGUUGUGCAUUGGAUUCCAUGCGACUGGUCGAUUUGCUUUUAGUACUCUUGUUUGAAGGACGUAGAGCAUUAGGGAAAUCUGGCAGCGCAUCUAGCACCAAUCAAUUAUUGCCCCGCAUUCGUCGUAUGGAUUCAGCUGCUGAAAAAUCACACAGGCAAUUGAUUGACUGUAUAAGGUCAAAAGACACUGACGCCUUAAUUGAAGCAAUUGAGGUCGGUGGCGUUGAAGUGAAUUUUAUGGACGAUGUAGGACAGACUUUAUUAAAUUGGGCAUCUGCUUUUGGGACUCAGGAAAUGGUAGAGUACCUUUGUGAUAAGGGUGCAGAUGUAAAUAAAGGUCAACGAAGUUCUUCUCUUCAUUACGCUGCUUGCUUCGGGCGACCGGCGAUUGCAAAAGUAUUGCUUAGAUAUGGUGCAAACCCAGAUCUAAGAGACGAAGAUGGAAAGACACCUCUUGACAAAGCGAGGGAAAGGGUUGACGAAGGACACAGGGAAGUAGCAGGGAUACUUCAAUCUCCAGGCGAAUGGAUGAUUCCUUUGGAUAAAGACCGUCAAAGAAAAUCUGAGUGCGAAACUGAAGAUAUCGUUGAACCGCGCGGAGAUCCUGAUAUGGCACCUAUUUAUUUACGGAGGCUGCUUCCUGUUUUCUGUUCAACCUUUCAAGCCACAAUGCUGCCAUCAGUUAGAAGAGCAAGUUUGGGUCUGAUCAAAAAAAUGAUUCACUACAUUCAGCCUGCCCUCCUAGAAGAACUUUGUUAUCCUUCAUGUACAAAUCAUUUUGGUACUCAGCUAGUUGAAGUCAUUGGUAUUGUUCUGGACAAUGAGAUAAACUAUAGCUGGCCGGCCGUCCGGUGUACCCCGUUGGGGGCUCUGGUUCGCCACGUUCGAGCGUCCCUGGUUAAUGACAGGCACAUUAUACAGUCACAAUCCAUGGAAGAUGAAGAUGGCCAUUUAGUGGUACUGGGAAUUAUUCAAGACCUAAUGAGUAAAGCACAGGACAUUUUCUUGUUUCAUUUUGCUCGUCUGGGAAUAUUUUCCAAAGUGCAAGCUUUAGCAGGUCCACCAGAACUUGCAGGAAGCACCGAAGAGAUCGAGGUUGUUCCUGAACAAGAACCAUCUGAAUCGAAUCAGUCUGUAGAAGAUGCAAACGAAAUUUUGCCAGGCAAGGCAUAUCACUGGCGCGAUUGGUGUAUAUGUCGAGGACGCGACUGCCUUUACAUCUGGUCUGAUGCUGCAGCUUUGGAAUUAUCCAAUGGAUCCAAUGGUUGGUUCCGUUUCAUUCUCGAUGGUAAAUUGGCCACAAUGUAUUCGAGUGGUUCCCCCGAAGGUGGAGCAGACACUUCAGGCAAAAGUCGGGCCGCUGAUUCCCAUGCAUCAGAAGAGAAUCGCGGGGAAUUUUUGGAAAAGCUACAACGAGCGAGAGCAGCAGUUAAAAAUACAACAAACUCGCAACCAAUCCUUUCGAAACCUGGACUAGCACGUUUGGUUGUUGGAAAUUGGUCCUUGAUAUCCCGAAAAGAUUCAGAACUUCAUAUUCAUAACUCUGAUGGACAACAACAAGCUACUAUUUUGAGAGAAGACCUUCCAGGUUUCAUAUUCGAAUCUAAUCGGGGUACGAAGCAUUCAUUCACCGCGGAAACUAGUUUAGGUAGGCCAGAAUUUUCAGCGGGUUGGACGAAUAAGCGUGGCAAAAGAUUGAGAUCUAAAACUGAAGCUACCAAACAGAAAGUUAAAAACCAAGCUUAUGCAUUGUAUGAGCAGUACUUUAAGCAGGCACAAGCGCAGCCAAGAGGGGUUGUUGCGCAAUUGGGAAAUAUAGUGGCUCAGAUAGAAAGGGCAUGUCAGAAGCAGUCUAGCUACGGUAACAACCGUGAUGGAGAAAAUUCAUGGAGAGAAAUAUUGAGAAAAGCUUUAGAUGAAUUAACUCAAAUUCUUAAUGAGGAAGGUGUAGUUAGUGCAUACGAACUUCACAGUUCAGGACUAGUCCAGACAUUGCUGUCCCUUUUGUCAACUAAUUAUUGGGACCAAGGGUUGAAACUUAAUAAAAGCAAUAAACACCAAAAGCAAAGAGUGCAAGUAUUUAAAAAAUGUUUUGAAGAACAAAUAAAUGAGGGCCAGAAUUCCACUGCCGUACUUGUACAUAAAUUAAUUUCCGUUUUGGAAAGUAUUGAAAAGUUACCCGUAUAUUUAUAUGAUACACCAGGUUCUGGUUAUGGUUUACAAAUUCUUACUAGAAAAUUGCGGUUCCGUUUAGAAAAGGCUCCCGGUGAAAGUACUUUGAUCGAUCGUACAGGCAGAGGUUUGAAAAUGGAGCCAUUGUCAACUGUAUCGCAAUUAGAAAGAUACCUAUUGAAGAUGGUAGCUAAACAGUGGUAUGACUUUGACCGCUCUACUUUCCAAUAUCUUAAGAAAUUAAAAGAACAUAAAUACCACACUUUCAAACACUCGCAUGACUUUGAUGAAAACGGUGUUAUAUACUUUAUUGGAACUAACGGAAAAACAUGUUCAGAAUGGGUGAAUCCAGCUCAAUAUGGAUUGGUAGUAGUUGCGAGUUCCGAUGGUAGAAACCUGCCUUACGGUAGAGUCGAAGAUAUUCUUUCUCGAGAGAGUUCUGCAUUGAAUUGCCACACGAAUGAUGAUAAGAGAAGUUGGUUUAGUAUUGAUUUGGGUCUGCAUGUAAUUCCGACUGCUUACACUUUAAGACAUGCAAGGGGUUAUGGUAGAUCUGCCUUAAGGAAUUGGUUAUUCCAAAUGUCAAAAGACGGUAUACAGUGGGUGACUCUUUCUACUCACACCGAGGAUACAAUGCUUAAUGAACCUGGAUCAACUUGUACAUGGAAGAUAUUGGUUCCUUCCGAUGAAUAUCAAGGGUGGAGACACGUAAGAAUUCAACAAGCGGGAAAAAAUGCAUCUGGUCAAACUCAUUAUUUAAGUUUAUCUGGUUUCGAAAUUUAUGGUGAAAUAGUCAGUGUAUGCGACGAUCUUGGAAAAGCAGCUAAAGAAGCAGAUGCACACUUAAAGAAACAAAGAAAACUGUUGAAAGCUCAAAUGCUGAAACAUAUUAUGAUGGGUGCUAAAGUUGUACGGGGAAUGGAUUGGAAAUGGAGAGAUCAAGAUGGUAACCCACCUGGAGAAGGAACUGUAAAUGGUGAAUUACACAGUGGAUGGAUCGAUGUUACUUGGGAUCACGGAGGUUCCAAUUCUUAUCGUAUGGGCGCUGAAGGAAAAUACGAUUUAAAAUUAGCAGCUGGUUAUGAUGCAGAUUUCGCACCACAAAAGAAAAAAGACAUUAAAGACAAGCAAAGCGUAUUAACUAGCCGCAAAAGUAGUUCGACUCCUAGUCUACCAGAAGCAACAGAUGUAAAAACAUCGGUAGCAUCCACCGACCAAGCAGCAUCUGCGGAUAAUCUAGCAGCAAAACAAGCUGCCGAAACAAUUGCGGAGAGUGUUUUAUCUGUUGCCCGAACAGAAGCGAUUGUAUCGGUGACAACUGAAUCACAAGCUGCGAGCAACGAUUCAGAGCUCUCUGUAGUAGUUCAUCCACUGAGAGAUCCUCAUAAUGACCUUUCGUCAAUCAACAAUUCGGUUUCUAGUGACUUGGCUACAAUUGUAGAGAGUUUAACAUUGUCCGACACUAAGCCUGUAAACACACAUAGGAAGCAUUACUGCGGUAGCGAUGAAACACCAAAUACGUCUGAAGCUCCUAAAAUGGUUUCAAGCCUAUCAUCAUCAAAUCUUAAUAAACCUCGUUCUAAACCUAGUCAUGUGGCAGUAGCUGCUGCUCAAAGUCUUGUAGAAGCUUUAGAUAGAAUCCGUGAAGGUACAGACAUUUUAAGAAAUAAUACAAAUAAUUUCUUAUCCGGGGAAUUACUUCAGUCUUUAAGUGGUAGUGGUCAGAAUCCUUGUGCUAUAAACUUAUUACCAAAUACGUUAAAUCCUGCUGUCAGAAUAUCUCUGGAUACUGAUUCUAAGAGGAAAUCAGAAGAGCCAUGUGAUGAAUCUGUAACAAGUUCUAAUAACGCUCGGAACAAUCCAAAUCCCAUGAGUGUAAGUGUUCCGAACCUAACAACAGAAGCCGGAAAUCAAAUUGAACCAUCUUCGACUGCUAGUUUGUUGGAAACCUUUGCAGCCUUCGCAAGAAGAAAGACUUUAGGAUCUGUUUCAACUACAACGAAUUCAUCUAAUUCGAACGCGAAUAAUACGUCUACAGGAGUUGCAAGUUCAAAUGCACAAAAUAAUGCAAAUGCAAACGCUAUGUAUCCCCGUGGACCUAAUUCUAUGUCAAGUUUAGUCCGACUUGCAUUAUCAAGUAAUCUACCUGGUUUACUCAGUUCGGCCCAAAGUUAUCCUAGUUUAUCAACAAGCAAUAACCCCCAAUAUGGAAUACCCACUACAACGACAACCGCUCAGGGACUAGGACAAGCGCUUACAAUGAGCCUUACUUCAACUAGUAGCGAUAGCGAACAAGUUUCUUUAGAAGAUUUUCUCGAGUCUUGCAAAGCGCCAGCGCACUUAUUAGCAGAAAUGGACGAUGACGAAGAUAUGGCUGAAGAUGAUGAAAAUGACGAUGAAGAGAAUGAAGAUGAUGCAGAGUUCGAAGAAGCAAUGGUGUCGCACAAUUUACUCUCAUUUAUGGAGGAAGAGGUUUAUGAAACAAGAUCAACAAAACGUCGUUCGUGGGAUGAUGAAUAUGUCUUGAAAAGACAAUUCUCUGCACUUAUUCCUGCAUUCGAUCCCAGGCCGGGACGUACAAAUGUAAAUCAAACAACUGAUCUCGAAGUUCCAGUACCAGGUCAAGAGGAUAGUGCUAGCAGUUCAGAAUAUGAACUAAUACCGCAACCACGACUUCAAUUAGUAUUACGUGGUCCUAAUCUACCGGGAAUUCCAGACGUAGAAGUCGAGUUAAAUGAUCCAACUUGGACCAUAUUUAGGGCUGUGCAAGAAUUGGUUCAACUAACUGAACUAGGCUCCCGUCAAGAAAAGUUAAGGAGAAUCUGGGAACCAACCUAUGUGAUUGUAUAUAGAGAAAUUAAGGAUGACGUAAAUAGCGAAGAGGAAGGCAGAUCAACACCAGUUGUCACUUUGUUCUCGCGCAGUGGAAGUAGCUCAAUAGCUGGUACUACUCUCUCGCCAAGUACUCCAGUUCCUGGUACGCCUUCGGUUUCAAGUUGUACAGUAGAAGAUGUACUUCAAUUGCUUCGCCACUUAUUUGUUAUCACAACAUCGAAGGAGAGUGAUCCAAUAAUAGAUAGUCUGCUUACUGAAAUAACUCCAGAAGAAUUCAGUAGUAAGAAAAUCACAAAUAAACUGUUACAACAAAUUCAGGAUCCACUAGUGCUGUCCAGCUCAAGUUUACCAGUGUGGUGUGAAGAAUUGAAUCACUCUUGCCCAUUUUUGUUUCCAUUCGAAACGAGACAGUUAUAUUUCAAUUGCACCGCAUUCGGUGCUUCGCGUAGUAUAGUUUGGCUACAAACUCAACGUGAUGUUACAAUCGAAAGGCAACGCACGCCAGGUUUGUCUCCAAGACGAGAUGAUCCACACGAGUUUCGAGUGGGAAGAUUGAAGCACGAGAGAGUGAAAGUACCUAGAGGAGAUACAUUAUUGGACUGGGCUGUUCAAGUUAUGAAAAUUCACUGCAAUCGCAAGUCAAUAUUGGAAGUUGAAUUCCAGGGAGAAGAAGGAACUGGAUUAGGACCUACACUUGAAUUCUAUGCACUAGUUGCUGCAGAACUACAAAGACGUGAUUUGGGAAUGUGGAUUUGCGAUGAUGAUGAAGUAUCGACAGAGAACAUCGAUUUGGGAGAAGGUGCUAAACCACCAGGUUAUUACGUUCGUCGUCCGAACGGUCUAUUUCCGGCCCCUCUGCCUCAAAACUCAGAAAUUUGUGAUAAGGCCGUCAAAUACUUUUGGUUCCUGGGCGUAUUUCUCGCCAAAGUGUUGCAAGACAAUAGACUAGUUGAUUUACCACUGUCACACAGUUUCCUUAAACUGAUGUGUCAUGGCGAAAUACAAAACACAGUAAAUGAAAGGAUAGGCUAUAAACGCAGUAACGACGAAGAUAUAAUGACAUCUAGUUUAAUAUCAGAAGAGAGCGAAAAGGAAUUGGAGUUGGAUCCACCAAAAGUUACGGUCGAAGAUAAAAAGCCCUGGUAUAGCGGUAUACUUAAUAACGAGGAUAUGUACGACAUUGACGUUGUUCGCUCCGAUUUUCUUAAACAAAUACAAGAAUUAGUAAAGCAGAAGCAAAAGAUCAUACAGGAUCAUACAUUGUUACCGGAGACUAAAGCUCAUCAGAUACAAAAUCUAUGUAUACAUCAUUCUUCAGGUCCAGUCAUGCUAGAGGAUUUAGCUUUGACAUUUACAUAUUUACCUAGUUCCAGUGUGUUUGGUUUUAGUUCAGUAGAAUUCGUUCCAAAUGGUGCUGAUAUUGAUGUGAAUAUUGAGAAUAUUGAAGAAUACUCUGAACUCACCACUAGUUUUUGCCUUGAAAAAGGAAUCGAGAGACAAUUAGAGUCUUUUCAUAAGGGCUUCAAUACAGUGUUCCCGAUGGAGAAAUUGUCAGCAUUUUGUCCGGAUGAAAUGCGAAUUAUGUUAUGCGGCGAUCAAAAUCCUCAGUGGACAAAGGAAGAUUUGCUGACAUACACUGAGCCUAAAUUAGGUUAUACGAAGGAUAGUCCCGGAUUCUUGCGUUUCGUAAAUGUACUUCUGGAAAUGACACCGGAAGAACGAAAGGCUUUCCUACAAUUCACAACUGGAUGCAGUUCAUUGCCUCCUGGAGGAUUGGCGAAUUUGUAUCCGCGUUUAACAGUGGUGCGAAAAGUGGACGCAGGGGAGGGUUCAUAUCCUUCGGUGAACACUUGUGUGCACUAUUUAAAAUUGCCUGAUUAUCCUACAGAAGAAGUUCUUAGGGAAAGACUGCUAGCUGCUACCAAGGAGAAAGGAUUCCAUUUGAAUUGAGUGUGCAGACAAAUCGUAAAUUAUGUAAGAUAUUUUUGCUCUGAAAUUAAGUUUGCGAAUUUCAAAAUCGGUAGGAAUAUUUGCAAUUUAAUUUCUAAAUGUGAUUCUCCUUGCUUUUCUGGGUUUGUUUCGGUUCAAAGAUUUUGUGGCAAGUUGGGGAAAAAGAGAAAUUUGUUUUUAGGAAAAAAUUGUUCUCGUUUUUUUGUUUAAUUAGGAAAAUAUUUACUUUUCUCUUACCGGCGCAGUGUCUAUAUUUACUAGGUCCAAUUUAUAAAUAUAAAUAUAUUUUAUUAAACAACAUAACUCGUUUUCAUGACAAGCUUGUAAUUUCUCUUUCUUUUUUUUUUGUAGUAGUACUAUUGAUAUAUUCUUUUUUUGGACACUGGACUUGCACACACACACACACACAUACACUCACAUGCUAUGACCAAUUAUUGUAUGAGAGGAACUUUGUUUUAAUUAGGAAUAAAUAAAUUUUGCGUUUGCGAAAUAACUCGAAAA
Messenger RNA from Nicrophorus vespilloides, 8748 nucleotides. RefSeq names its product E3 ubiquitin-protein ligase HECTD1 (gene Ufd4). The record is from RefSeq and is a predicted model, not a curated record. The coding region runs from base 340 to 8247 and encodes 2635 amino acids. Gene Ontology annotation, cellular component: nuclear speck. Gene Ontology annotation, molecular function: metal ion binding; ubiquitin protein ligase activity; protein binding. The transcript is spliced from 18 exons. Lineage: Eukaryota; Metazoa; Arthropoda; Insecta; Coleoptera; Silphidae. Gene Ontology annotation, biological process: protein K63-linked ubiquitination; anatomical structure development; proteasome-mediated ubiquitin-dependent protein catabolic process.